Messenger RNA from Prorocentrum cordatum, 1524 nucleotides. Lineage: Eukaryota; Dinophyceae; Prorocentrales; Prorocentraceae. The record is from the annotation of a GenBank genome assembly.
AUGUCGAUGCAGGAGCAGAAUGAUGCAACCCUCGAGCUGCUCCCGGGCGCGACAGGACCGCAGGGUCCUGCCGCCCCGCGCCUCGCGGGUCGCUACGCGCUCGCGGCGUUCGCGGUGGUGGCCGCGUCAGCGCUGACUGUGGUCGCGUUCUUCGCGGCCGGGCCGCUCUCUGCGCCGUCUUUGCCCUGGUUUGUCGGCUUCCAGCACUCUGACGGUGAGCAGGUUUGCGAGGGUCAUGGCUUCAGCGAGGGUCAGUGCCUCCGGAAGGGUUGCUGCCAUUACGACAACAAUUUCUGUUGGUCUAGUGUGGGGAAUGGGUCUUGCACGGGCCCAACAACCUCGGGCAUACCUGAUGGUAAGAAGAGUGGGGAAGAUGUUUGCCAAAACCAGGGCCUCGGCAAGAAAGAAUGCUUGGCGAUAUCUUGCUGUCACUGGGACGACGGCGAAUGUUGGUCGGGCGUCGGCUCUGGUAUUUGCGAUGACGAGGGGGAUGACCCGGACGUGGUCGAGUGCGAUGACGGGGAAAAUGAUGCGGGUGACAUCACCGUGACCGCGCUUCCUGAUGUUCUCGCCAAUGGUCCUUACAAAUACGGGAGGUAUUUUGUCAAAUACGUCAGUGUGUUCGGUGUGCCCAUCAUGGCGGACGAGGAUGUGCCGGAUUGGAAGGUGGAGCAUGCAGGAGAUGUUCUGGCACAUUAUCUAGAUUAUGAUGGAGAUGGCAAGGCGAACAACGGAGAGGUCUUGGAUUCGAUUCAUCAUGGGGGUAAGCUGGUCAUGUUCAAAAGUGGGAAUUCGGAGAACUAUCGCAGGUUCAGGAGUGAGCACGGUUACGGGGCCCAGGACAUCAACGACAAUGACAUCCCCAGUUGGGUGGAGGAAUACAGCGGCCGCCGCUUGAGGCGUGUGAAUGGCUCCCGCACCGUCUCGAUGCCCCAUUGGGUCCUCUUCCAUGAAAGAAUUCUUCAGUCAGGACCCAGAGACGGUUGUCUCGAGGAGAUCUUACACAUGAUCUACCAUUGGGGAUAUGCCAGGGUCUACUACGAUGCGCUCGGGGAAGAGGACUCCAAGCUUGCCCAAGCCAUGGAGAAGCAGAUUGGGGACUGCGGCCAUGCCUACGAUGGCACAUCCAAAUAUCCUAAUUGCACUUUUAAUUUUUAUCGCACGGAUAAAACUUGCAAUGCCGGCUGCAAUGCCGCUGAGUAUCAGUGGGUGACGUUGGUAUCAUUACUCGGAGGUCUCGACGGCACGGUGGAGUCCGCAACCGGCGGCAGCGGGGGGUGGUGUCCGACCUGGGAGUGGAAACUCUGCAGCAAGAAAGACAUCAUGGACAAAGACCCGGACAUUUACCAUCUCUAUGACUUGGACGGCGCCAACCCGUACAAGUUGCCAGACAAGUUGCCGAGUGGCAGGUACCGCCCCCACCCGAAGCCGAAGGUACGUGACAUGGAGCUCAACCACUUGUGGUACUGGCCGCACUCGUGCGGCAGUGUGACGUGCCCCAAGAAGACGUGCGCCAGGCUGUGA